AUGUCCAAUAAGCAAACAGAAGAGAAUACAGUAACUAAGACAACUCCUUAUGUUCCCUCAUCAGUGAAAAAGUUGAUUGACAUUGACCCUUAUCUCACACCGUUUGCGGAGGAAUUGGCCUAUCGCCGAAAGUUAGCUGAUGAUUGGCUGGUCAAGCUGAACGAAAAAGAAGGAGGAAUCCUCAAAUUUGCCGACUCCUACAAAUUAAUGGGGCUUCAUAUACAGAAUGAUAAUUCUAUCAAAUACAAGGAGUAUGCUCCUAAUGCAGUCUCCGCUUGUGUUAUAGGGGACUUCAAUCAUUGGGAGCAUGAUAGUAAUGUCAUGACCAAGAAAGAUUUUGGCUUUUUUGAAAUUGUUAUUCCACCUAAUGCCGAUGGAUCGCCUGCAAUUCCUAACGACAGUAGAGUGAAGAUUUAUAUGACAUUAUCUGAUGGAAGCAAAGUGGCUAGAAUUCCCCCUUAUAUUACCAGGGCUACCCAGCCUCCAAAAGAAUACAAUAAUUCAGCGUAUGAGGCCAGAUUUUGGAACCCAGAGCACCCUUACAUUUUCAAAAAUGAAAGGCCUCCUCUUCCUGGAUCCCUCCAUAUAUAUGAGGCACAUGUUGGUAUAUCCACACCAGAGCCAAAGAUUGGUACCUAUAAAGAGUUUACGAAAAACGUUUUACCAAUUGUUAAGGAUCUUGGGUAUAACACUUUGCAGCUCAUGUCCAUUAUGGAGCAUGCUUAUUAUGCCUCCUUUGGUUAUCAGGUUACUUCAUUUUUUGCUGUGAGUUCAAGGUUUGGUACUCCUGAGGAUCUUAAAGAGCUAAUUGAUACUGCGCACGGUAUGGGUAUUAGAGUGUUACUUGAUGUUGUUCAUUCUCAUGCUUCCAAAAACGUCGAAGAUGGUUUAAAUAUGUUUGACGGAACAGAUUACUGUUACUUUCAUUCUGGUGGAAAAGGUGUGCACGAUCAGUGGGAUUCGAGGCUCUUUAAUUAUGGUAAUUAUGAAACCCUACGUUUUCUUCUCAGCAAUUUGAAAUAUUACCUUGAAGAAUUUCGCUUUGAUGGCUUCAGAUUUGAUGGUGUCACUUCUAUGCUAUACCUCCAUCACGGUAUUGGGGCAGGGUUUUCUGGAGAUUAUCAUGAAUACUUGUCACCUUUUGCACCUGUUGAUAAGGAGGCUGUGUCUUAUCUAAUGUUAGCAAAUGACUUGUGUUCGGAGUACUCGCGUGAAAAAAAAUGUGAUAUUACUACCAUAGCAGAAGAUGUCUCUGGAUAUCCCACAUUAUGCAGGCCUCGUAAUGAGGGUGGUGUUGGUUUUGAUUACAGGCUCGCCAUGUCUCUUCCAGAUAUGUGGAUUAAAAUUCUUAAACACCAAAAGGAUGAAAAUUGGGACAUGGCCAAGAUAUGUUAUACACUUUCGAACCGUCGCUACAAGGAAAAAUGUGUUGCAUAUGCGGAAUCGCAUGAUCAGGCUUUGGUCGGGGACAAAACGCUCGCCUUUUGGCUUAUGGAUGCCGAAAUGUAUACUAAUAUGUCUGUCCUUUCUCCGUUGACGCCCGUUAUUGAUAGGGGUAUUCAACUUCAUAAAAUGAUUCGCCUAAUUACUCAAGCACUAGGUGGUGAAGCGUAUCUCAACUUUGAAGGUAAUGAAUUUGGUCACCCGGAAUGGUUGGAUUUUCCACGUAAGGGUAAUGGAGAAUCUUAUCUGUACGCACGGAGACAGUUCAAUCUAAUCAAAGAUGACUUAUUAAGAUACAAGUUCCUUUAUCAAUUUGACAAGGCAAUGAAUAAUGCUGAAAGUAUAUAUACAUGGUUGAAUUGUGACCCAGCCUAUGUGUCUUUAAAGCAUGAUAGUGAUAAAAUGAUUGUUUUCGAAAGAAACAAUAAAAUCUUCAUAUUCAACUUCCAUCCAAAUAAUUCAUAUUCGAAUUAUAGGAUUGGUGUUCAAAAUUCAGGUGUUUACAGGAUUGUUUUAAACACUGAUAGAGAGGAGUAUGGGGGCCAUAAUCGUAUUGAUGAGGGAAAGUCAAGAUUUUUUACCACAAAUCUGGAAUGGAAUGGUCGUGCUAAUUUUAUCCAAGUGUAUAUACCUUCGAGAGUCGCAUUGGUUCUUGCUCUCGAGUCAGAGAUUGACAAGAAGAAUUGA
Molecule: messenger RNA, 2130 nt
Organism: Brettanomyces bruxellensis
Lineage: Eukaryota; Fungi; Ascomycota; Pichiomycetes; Pichiales; Pichiaceae
Gene: GLC3
Product: alpha-1,4-glucan branching enzyme
Exons: 1
Coding region: 1-2130 (709 amino acids)
Biological process (GO): glycogen biosynthetic process
Cellular component (GO): cytoplasm
Molecular function (GO): 1,4-alpha-glucan branching enzyme activity; cation binding; hydrolase activity, hydrolyzing O-glycosyl compounds
Source: RefSeq, a predicted model, not a curated record